Messenger RNA from Drosophila eugracilis, 1884 nucleotides. RefSeq names its product mitochondrial folate transporter/carrier. Lineage: Eukaryota; Metazoa; Arthropoda; Insecta; Diptera; Drosophilidae. The coding region runs from base 632 to 1600 and encodes 322 amino acids. Gene Ontology annotation, cellular component: mitochondrion. Gene Ontology annotation, molecular function: FAD transmembrane transporter activity; folic acid transmembrane transporter activity. The transcript has 5 exons. Gene Ontology annotation, biological process: nucleotide transport; folate import into mitochondrion. The record is from RefSeq and is a predicted model, not a curated record.
GUCACUUUUUUUCACAUUUACCUGCCCGCGCGUAGAAAACUUGCUACUAAGUUUUUAAUUCCCGUUUGCUGCCGCACGUGCUUGAUUAUUAAUUCCUGCGCGCUUAAUAGUCGCUUGUCAGCUGUGCAAAUUCCAAAAAACUAAAACAAUUAAGCAGGCUGUUUACGAAUUUGGCGUUACAUAAGAAACGGAUGGCCAAGGGAAAAUAAAAAUAACAACUACGGAGCGAUUAUUUCAUCAGCAACUUCUGGAAACGGCAGAAAAGAAAAAGGCAGGACAUAUAACUAAAACAAAAGUUUAAUUUAUUGGUAACAAACGAGUGAAAAUAUGAGCUGGGCAACAACAAAGCAAAGGCAGAAAUGUUUGAACUGUAGCAGCGGCAGCAACAAAAACAACCGGAGCAGCAGCAGCAACAACAACUGUGCGCCUAGCAACAAGAUAAAUUCGGCGACCGAUUUUCUUUGAUUUGCGCCCAUUUGUUGAAAGCACAAAAAGCCAAAGAGUGUAAAUAAUAGCAAGUAGUUAUAGUACAAUUCACCGUAGCACAAGUGAAUUUCACAUAGGGCAGCGAUAAAGCCCACGAUAGCAAUAAUAAUACAGAAGAAGCGCUUUAGAAAUCAAAAAACGCAAAAUGAAUCCGAUUAAAGCACAAUCAACGGGCAGUCCCAAGAAAUUCAACGUUUUCGCCCAUGUCAAGUACGAACAUAUGGUGGCUGGAGUUUCCGGCGGAGUGGCCUCCACACUAAUUCUCCAUCCCCUGGAUCUGAUCAAAAUUCGCUUUGCAGUGAACGAUGGCCGGACAGCGACGGUGCCACAAUACCGGGGAUUGAGCAGUGCCUUUACCACCAUUUUCCGGCAGGAGGGCUUCCGUGGACUCUACAAGGGCGUAACCCCUAAUGUCUGGGGAUCGGGCUCCUCCUGGGGCCUGUACUUCAUGUUCUAUAACACCAUCAAGACGUUCAUCCAGGGAGGCAACACAACCAUGCCAUUGGGUCCCACGAUGCACAUGCUGGCUGCUGCUGAAUCUGGAGCUCUCACCUUGCUGCUGACCAACCCCAUUUGGGUGGUAAAGACGCGUCUCUGUCUACAGUGCGAUGCCUCGAGCGGUGCCGAAUACAGAGGUAUGAUCCAUGCUCUGGGCCAGAUCUACAAGGAGGAAGGCGUACGGGGUCUAUACCGCGGCUUUGUUCCUGGCAUGCUGGGUGUCUCUCAUGGAUCCAUCCAGUUCAUGACCUACGAGGAGAUGAAGAACGCCUACAACGAGUACCGCAAACUGCCCAUCGAUACGAAACUGGCCACUACCGAGUACUUAGCCUUCGCGGCUGUCUCCAAGCUGAUCGCGGCAGCGGCCACCUAUCCCUAUCAGGUUGUGCGAGCACGUCUGCAGGACCACCACCAUCGCUACAACGGUACCUGGGAUUGCAUCAAGCAGACUUGGAGAUUCGAGGGCUUCAGAGGUUUCUACAAGGGUCUUCAGGCAAGUCUGACCCGUGUGGUGCCUGCUUGCAUGAUCACUUUUCUGGUUUACGAGAACGUAUCGCAUUUCCUGCUGGCAAGGCGAAAGCAGAUUGAGGCUGAAAAGAACGACUCGAACGAGUGAUUCCUCCCUCUCAGCAAACCUUUUAGUUAAGCUAUCUUACCUCAGUACGACAUUACCAUAUGUCUUUAUAGUCAGCGAGCAGUUGCAAACGUGUUGAGCAUGCGCAGCUGCUCUUAGUUUAAGCUCAAUUAGACGUGGUUGUUAAAAAAAAACCUGGCAGCUUUUCUAGUAAGUUAGUGAAUGUUGUUCCUAGUGUGUCUCAGCAGGGGUUUUUGAUUCUGACCGAACCCCACGAGUAUGCUAAAAUUGUAAAUAAAAUAUUAAAGAUACUUUUAAAAUUGUAA